UGUGCAAUUUCUAAACUAACAAAAUACUAUUUUAAUAAAAAGAUGAGGCGGUGUUGAGAAUUGCCGGCGACGACAACUGUACUCACUCGGCGGCUAGGUGAAAUAUGGCGGGAGUAGCUUGCCAGAUAUCUAUCACCUCGUCGUCAUCGACCUUGAGGAGGGUUGGUCAUACUCAUCAUCGGCCACGAUGCUUCUCUGGUUCGCCGGAGAAGAAAGCGCCGGCUGUUUUGAAGUGGGCAGUUGGUGGAGUCACUGAAUUGCUCCGGCUAUUCUCAGUCGCUUCGUCUUCGUCAUCCACUCCUACAAAUAAAGAUGGAUCAAAUUCUGAGAUUGUUGUUACUCGAGAUGUUAACGAUGUAAUGGGGAUUUUGAGAUCAGAUUAUGGAACUGCCUAUUUCGUCACAGGUAUCUUUACUUCUGCAAUUUACUCUGAUAAUUGCAUCUUCGAGGAUCCCACUAUCAGUUUCCAGGGUACAGAGUUGUAUGAACGCAACUUGAGAUUACUAGUUCCCUUCCUCGAAGAUGCAUCCAUUGAACUGCAACAUAUGGAGAAGAGUGAGUCGUCUCAAAGAAUCUAUAUACUAGCGACGUGGAAGCUAAGGACUUACCUGAAACUUCCAUGGAGACCAUUGAUAUCAAUAAACGGGAAAACGGUCUAUGAUCUGGAUAGAGACUUCAAAAUUGUGAGGCAUGUCGAGAGCUGGAAUGUCUCUGCCCUUGAAGCAAUUGGACAAAUAUUCACCGUUAACUCUUUUCCCUCCAGUAGUUGAGAGUCUAAGCAGCACUAACAUUCAUCAAUUUGGCCAUGGUCCAUAUAAUGUCUACCAAUUCUUAGUACAUAUAUCAAUGUAACUCACAAAACUUGCAUUAAAUUUCCCAUGAUAAUGUUUUAGGUUUUUUGGAGUUAAAACACACAGAGAAAAACUCUGUAAGAGUUCAUUGUAAGAUAAUCGAACAAAGAAGAAGGCAUUGCCGCA
Camelina sativa (false flax) is the source of this 977-nucleotide messenger RNA. RefSeq lists its product as uncharacterized. Lineage: Eukaryota; Viridiplantae; Streptophyta; Magnoliopsida; Brassicales; Brassicaceae. The record is from RefSeq and is a predicted model, not a curated record.